UUAGUAAAAUAAAAGCGGUCACACAUCCUUUCAAAUUUUGAAACAAAAUAAAGUGUGCAAAUGUUGAGAUCAUCUCUGAAGUAUAUUUUGUUUUUUAUUAGUUAAGAUAGAUAAUUAAACGACAAUACUUUGCGAGUGAUGUAAGAAUUUAGCAACAUCAUUUGGUGCUAUGAUGCUUGUUGAUUAGCAUCCUGUUUACACAAACACCUACUAGUGCAAGUUGCAACAAUAAAGAAAAACAAAAAGAAUACAGUGUUUAAAUAUUAUAAAUGGCCCUAUUAUUUACAAGCAUGUGGGACUCUACAAUGUUUUUGAACACCUUAACCCCAAAGUUUUAUGUCGCUCUUACCGGAACGUCAUCCUUAAUCUCUGGAUUGAUACUCAUUUUCGAGUGGUGGUACUUCAGAAAAUACGGUACAUCUUUUAUUGAACAAGUGUCUUUAAAUCAUAUUUCCCCAUGGAUUGGUGGAGGUGACAGUGGAUCGGAUGGAAAUAAUUCUAGUUUGAAUGGCUCGAAUUCAAAUCAACAAAAUGUUCCUGAAUGUAAAGUUUGGCGAAAUCCGAUAAACUUGUUUAGAGGAGCUGAAUACCAAAGGUUUUAUUGGGCUACAAACAAAGAUCCAUUAACGUACUAUGAUAUGAAUUUAUCUGCUCAAGAUCACCAAACUUUCUUCACUUGCGAAGGUGAUACAGGAAAAGCAGAAUAUGAAAUAAUGCAAACAGCAUGGAGAGAACGCAAUCCAAUAGUGAGAAUAAAAGCUGCACAUAGUGCACUUGAUCGCAAUCCUGAAUGUGCUCCUGCAUAUAUUUUACUUGCAGAAGAGGAAGCCACAACUAUUGUAGAAGCAGAAAAGAUUUUGAAGCAAGCUUUGAAGCUUGCAGAAAACAAUUAUAGGAAAUCUCAAAACACUCAACAUCAAGGAUCAAUCGCAGAAGCCAUACAUAGGAGAGACACAAAUGUGUUAAUAUACAUUAAGCGACGAUUGGCUAUGUGUGCAAGAAAAUUAGGAAAAUUAAAAGAAGCAGUCAAGAUGUUUAGAGACUUGACAAAAGAAGUUCCACCAAUUAUGAAUGUACUGAACAUUCAUGAGAAUUUAAUCGAAGCUCUAUUAGAAAUGCAGGCAUAUGCUGAUGUUCAAGCAGUAUUAGCAAAGUAUGAUGAUAUCAGUUUGCCAAAGUCAGCAACCAUUUGUUACACAGCUGCAUUAUUGAAAGCACGAGUGGUUGCUGAUAAAUUUUCAACAGAUGUUGCUAUUAAAAGGGGUUUAACUACUCCAGAAAUGAUAGCUAUUGAAGCUAUUCAUAGAGCUGUUGAAUUCAAUCCUCAUGUACCUAAAUAUUUACUAGAAAUGAAACCUUUAAUUCUACCACCAGAACAUGUACUAAAACGAGGAGAUUCGGAGGCGAUAGCAUACGCAUUCUUUCAUCUUGCGCAUUGGAAACAAAUGGAGGGUGCUCUUAAUUUGUUACAUUGCACGUGGGAAGGUACAUUCAGAAGAUUACCUUAUCCUCUGGAAAGGGGACAUUUAUUUUAUCCAUAUCCAACUUGCACAGAGUGCGCAGAUCGUGAACUUUUACCUUCGUUUCAUGAUGUGAGCGUGUACCCUAAGAAAGAGUUGCCGUUUUUUAUUUUGUUCACAGCAGGUCUAUGUUCCUUUACGGCACUCCUAGCGCUUUUAACGCAUCAGUAUCCCGAUACCAUGGGUGUAGUAGCACGAUCAAUGCUCGCCUGGUUUUCACAUCCAUUUUAUUAUAUUUUAGACAAAUUGGAAGCGAUCUUGCCUUAUAAUUUAUUACAACAACUCUCUAGAAUAUAAGACAUUUGUAUGAUCUCUGUAAUCAUGACUUAUUGUGAUAUUUAUGAUACUUAUGCUUUCAUUGUCAUAUACAUCAAUUACACAUAUGUACAUCCGUACUUCCCGAAUUUCUUAUGACUGAUAAUCCUAAUAUGUAUUUAUAGAAUCGAUUAUUUACUUAAUGUUGUUAGU
Dufourea novaeangliae is the source of this 1988-nucleotide messenger RNA. RefSeq names its product protein ST7 homolog. Gene Ontology annotation, molecular function: protein binding. The transcript has 2 exons. The record is from RefSeq and is a predicted model, not a curated record. NCBI's taxonomy places the organism in Eukaryota, Metazoa, Arthropoda, Insecta, Hymenoptera, Halictidae. The coding region runs from base 270 to 1817 and encodes 515 amino acids.